Messenger RNA from Scutellospora calospora, 180 nucleotides. The record is from the annotation of a GenBank genome assembly. NCBI's taxonomy places the organism in Eukaryota, Fungi, Glomeromycota, Glomeromycetes, Diversisporales, Gigasporaceae.
ACUGAUGCAGAAGCUCAAGCACAAAUAGCAAGAGUAAUUAAUCAAUGGAAAGAAAUAGAUAAUGAGAUAAUAAAUAAUUUUGCAGAUUACUUUAAAGGAGCAGCUAAAGAUAUGAUGGAUAUGAAUAAUUUAAUUGAAUCAUUCCAUUGUAAGCUAAAAUAUACUUAUAUGAGAGGAUAG